CAAACGAUUGCAACAAGUGUGCUAACUCACAUCUCUAGUGCUAAUGUUCAGUUGUUAUUGAGUGUGAAGAAGGCUGGCAAUCAAGUAGUCACAAUGAAGAACACUGGCAAGUUGCAAGGAAAAACCCUUUUUAUAACGGGUGCAUCUCGUGGCAUUGGCAAGGCGAUUGCAUUGAAGGCAGCUCGCGAUGGUGCAAAUGUUGUGAUUGCGGCCAAAACAGCUGAGCCUCAUCCCAAGCUACCUGGCACAAUCUAUACGGCCGCCGAGGAAAUCGAAAAGGCCGGAGGCAAAGCGUUGCCCUGCAUUGUGGAUGUUCGCGAUGAGAAGCAGGUGCAACAGGCGGUUGAAGCUGCUGUGGCCAAAUUUGGCGGUAUCGAUAUUGUGAUCAACAAUGCGAGCGCCAUUUCGCUAACACCGACACUGGACACGGAAAUGAAGCGCUAUGAUCUGAUGCAAAAUAUCAACACAAGGGGCACAUUCUUGGUAUCGAAAACCUGUUUACCAUAUCUGCUCAAGAGCGAUAAUCCUCACAUUCUAAACUUAUCACCACCGUUGAACAUGAAGCCGCAUUGGUUUUCCAACCAUACAGCCUAUACCAUAGCUAAAUACGGCAUGUCCAUGUGUGUGCUUGGCAUGGCUGAGGAAUUCCGUGCUCAGGGUGUUGCAGUGAAUGCUCUGUGGCCCAGGACAACUGUUCACACUGCGGCAGUUGAUAUGCUCUCUGGUCCGGAGGGAUCUUUACAUUCUCGUAAACCGGAGGUGAUGGCAGAUGCAGCAUAUGCUAUAAUAUGCCGAGAUGCUAGAGACUACACGGGGAACUUCUUUAUCGAUGACGAGGUUUUAUUGGACGUUGGUGUAAGGGACUUUAGCAAAUACGCUUGUUAUCCGGAGAAUAUGCACAAUUUGCAGUUGGAUAUAUUUUUGGAUGACGCAGGUCCAUUUGCAAAGCUGUAACUUUUUGUUGAUGCAUUUUCUUGUUUUGUAAUCGUUUUUAUAUUGUUGAUUUUAAAUAAAGCAUUUGUGCAAAUAUUUUAAA
This is a messenger RNA of Drosophila albomicans, 1036 nucleotides long. RefSeq names its product hydroxysteroid dehydrogenase-like protein 2. Bases 94 to 954 code for a protein of 286 amino acids. Lineage: Eukaryota; Metazoa; Arthropoda; Insecta; Diptera; Drosophilidae. Gene Ontology annotation, cellular component: mitochondrion. The transcript is spliced from 4 exons. The record is from RefSeq and is a predicted model, not a curated record.